Electrophorus electricus (electric eel) is the source of this 3437-nucleotide messenger RNA. It is a transcript of the gene gsna, whose product is annotated as gelsolin a. Gene Ontology annotation, cellular component: actin cytoskeleton; cytoplasm. Gene Ontology annotation, molecular function: actin filament binding; phosphatidylinositol-4,5-bisphosphate binding. The record is from RefSeq and is a predicted model, not a curated record. Gene Ontology annotation, biological process: actin filament severing; barbed-end actin filament capping; cell projection assembly. NCBI's taxonomy places the organism in Eukaryota, Metazoa, Chordata, Actinopteri, Gymnotiformes, Gymnotidae.
UCCGGUGGACUCCGGUGUUUCGUGCCCAAGUCGGAGAGUGUCGGCCGACAGAGGCGCAGGAGUACAGCGCACAGUCCCAGUGUCAGACACGUCCCCGGCAGUCAGCAGGAGACAGCAUGGUGUACCACCCUGAGUUUGAGAAGGCAGGCCAGCAGCCUGGCCUUCAGGUAUGGAGGAUCGAGAAGUUUGACCUUGUGGCUGUGCCAGAGAAUCUCCAAGGAUCGUUCUACACCGGCGACGCCUACGUGGUCCUCAACACCAUCAAACAGCGUUCUGGUAGCCUGCAGUACGACCUCCACUUCUGGUUGGGUGACUUCUGCACUCAGGAUGAAAGUGGCUCUGCUGCCAUAUUUACAGUCCAGUUGGAUGACCACCUGGGUGGAAAACCCAUCCAGUUCAGGGAGGUCCAGGGUCAUGAGUCUAAAACCUUCCUGGGCUACUUUAAGAAAGGUCUGCAGUACAUGAAAGGUGGAGUUGCCUCAGGGUUCAAGCACGUCGUAACCAAUGAGGUGGUGAUGCAGCGUGUGCUGCAGGUCAAAGGUCGGCGUGUUGUCAGGGCAACAGAGGUACCUGUCACCUGGGAUAGCUUUAAUCAAGGAGACUGCUUCAUCCUGGACCUGGGUAAUGAGAUCUAUCAAUGGUGUGGAUCCAAAAGCAACCGCUUUGAGAAACUGAAAGCUACUCAGCUGGCCAAGGGCAUCCGUGAUAACGAGCGUAGUGGACGCGCCCGGCUGUACGUGUGUGACGAGGGCGUGGAGCGAGACAAGAUGCUUGAGGUUCUUGGAGAAAAGCCAGACCUACCAGAGGGAGCUGAUGAUGACCUCAAAGCAGAUGCUUCAAAUAGGCAGCUGGCUAAACUGUACAAGGUUUCCGACGCCAGUGGGACCAUGAGCAUGGCCCUGGUGGCAGACGAGAACCCCUUUUCCCAGAGCACGCUGGAGUCCACCGACUGCUUCAUUCUGGACCACGGCUCAAACGGCAAGAUUUUCGUAUGGAAAGGAAAGGAUGCCAACGUCGAGGAACGGAAGGCAGCCAUGAAGGCGGCGGAUGAGUUCAUUAAGAAGAUGGGUUACCCCAAGCACACCCAAGUGCAGAUCCUGCCUGAGAUGGGGGAGACCCCACUGUUCAAGCAGUUCUUCAAGAAUUGGCGCGACGUGGACCAGACGGAGGGCCUGGGUGUGGCCUACGUCUCCAACCACAUUGCCAAGAUCGAGAAGGUGCCGUUCGACGCCUCCACCCUGCACGAUUCACCCGCCAUGGCUGCGCAGCACGGCAUGAUCGACAACGGCCGUGGCGAGAAGCAGAUCUGGCGUAUUGAGGGCUCAGACAAGGUUCCUGUUGAUCCUGCCACCUAUGGCCAGUUCUAUGGUGGAGACAGCUACAUAAUCCUUUACAACUACACCCACGGAGGCAGACAAGGACACAUCAUCUACAUUUGGCAAGGUCUUGACUCCACACCGGAUGAAACCGGAGCGUCUGCUAUCCUGGCAGUGCAGCUGGAUGACGAGCUGGGAGGAGGUCCCGUGCAGGUGGCUGGCGCUCCCAUCACCACUCAGGUGCGUGUGGUGCAGGGUAAGGAGCCAGCACACCUGAUGAGCCUGUUUGAUGGGAAGCCCAUGGUGGUGUAUAAGGGAGGUACAUCCAGAGAGGGGGGCCAGACCGAGCCCGCACAGACUCGCCUGUUUCAAGUGCGCUCCAACUCGGCCGGCGGCACCCGGGCUGUGGAGGUUGAUGUAGCGUCUUCUAACUUGAACUCCAAUGAUGCCUUCAUCCUGGUGACCCCAGCAGGCUCCUACCUGUGGGUGGGUACAGGGGCCAGCGACCCAGAAAAGACGGGGGCCCGGGAGCUGUGCGCCCUCCUCGGAGUGACUGCUUCCGAGAUCCCAGAGGGAGGGGAGACUGGGGACUUCUGGGGGGCUCUGGGAGGAAAGGCCGAGUACCGCACCUCUGCGAGGCUGAAGGAUAAGUUAGACACCCACCCACCAAGACUCUUCGGCUGCUCCAACAAAACCGGACGCUUCAUUAUUGAGGAAGUACCUGGAGAGAUGGUUCAAGAGGAUCUGGCUACAGAUGAUGUUAUGAUCCUGGAUACCUGGGAUCAGGUGUUUGUCUGGAUCGGUAAUGAGGCACAGGAGGAGGAGAAGAGCGAAGCAAUGGCUUCAGCUGCCCGCUACAUCGAGACGGACCCAGCCAAGCGAGACCCCCGCACGCCCAUCGUGAAGGUCAAGCAGGGCUCCGAGCCACCCACUUUCACUGGCUGGUUCCUGGGCUGGGACCAUGACUACUGGAGCAGUGAUCCCCUCGAGCGCGCCAUGGCCGAGCUCGAGCUGUGAGCUGUCGCCUGGCCUUCCCUGACCUUUUAACCCAACUGCCUUAGUUGACCCUUGGUGGAAGUCGCCCUUUUUCACUGACCAACGUGUUUCCAUACGAGUGGCGGAGAGCCACUGAUGGAUCAAUGCAAAAAGGCUACUUCUAUCCAAAGAGCAUUGCUGCCCUGGUCUGUAGUGCCCUGUCAAGUCAGGCCAAGCAACGCAACCUCGCUGCACUUUUGUUACUGCGAUGUUUAAGUGUUCAUUUCUUGCUUUUGCUAGAAUUUUAUUUGAAGCUGUGUACCAAACAUGCAAAAAGGUUUUGCAUUGUUUUUAUCUGGAGUCAGAUUCACAACGCCUCUCCUUUCAGGAACACCAUUUUUGGACCAAGGGGUUUUUGUUUUUUUACUUUGUCAUGAAGGUCAGUAACAUGUGGCCAAUAUGAUCCUAGCCAUGUUCUCCUGUUAUGAGUUUAUGAAUACAGACCAUGACCUAGAUUUGUUAAAGCCACAACCAGGAACCAACAAAACAUGAAAUUAGCUUCAAUAGCUUCCUAAUAUCCCCAGGUACUUGGAGGCAAAGCAAAACGCAUUAAAUGUGCCUGCCAGCGUAAAGCACACCUUGUGUCAGCUCGUAAGUGUGGGGGGCAGGUUGAGCUCUGAGAAGUUUGCUGGAGUUCAGGUCAGCCUGUGCUUUGCACUGGGAAGCCAGACGUCCCCGUUAUUUAAACAACUCUUGACAAUCAGAUACAGGAGCCAGGGCAACGGCAAGGGACACAUGUCCCAGAGAACUGAGGGGGAGUUGGGGAUAAUCAGGGAGUCAGCCUGGAUGGAGGCAAUAAGUGUCAUGUUUCUAGUAGUCUGUUUGUUGUACUGAAACUAGCUCCUCUGAGGUGACUCCUAACAGUGGCUUUAAUGAAAAGGGGCUGCCUUGUUCCUCUUGCAUGUUCCCAUUUUAGUGAAUUUCUUUGUAUGUAUGAUCUGAUUUUUUUUAAACAUGAACAUUUUAAGGGCUUCUACUAGCAGCACUAGCUUGGGCAGUGGAACUUAGUCAAAUAUUUUCUAACUGAAAUGUUAUUUUAUAGUGAUCUGAAUAGUAAUUCUCAAUACAAUGCAAUCGCAACCAUUA